Amaranthus tricolor (Joseph's coat) is the source of this 2361-nucleotide messenger RNA. Its product is annotated as probable mitochondrial-processing peptidase subunit beta, mitochondrial. Gene Ontology annotation, molecular function: metal ion binding; metalloendopeptidase activity. The record is from RefSeq and is a predicted model, not a curated record. NCBI's taxonomy places the organism in Eukaryota, Viridiplantae, Streptophyta, Magnoliopsida, Caryophyllales, Amaranthaceae. Bases 47 to 1444 code for a protein of 465 amino acids. Gene Ontology annotation, biological process: proteolysis. Gene Ontology annotation, cellular component: mitochondrion. The transcript has 8 exons.
GUUAGUCAUAGACAAUUUAACACUGCCCAUUUCCCAAAUCUCCACCAUGGCUCUCAACCGCCUCUUCUCUCGAUGUCGGAGAUCUCCCGCUCUCCAAUCCCGCCGCCGUUUCUCUUCUGCCGCCGUGGCAACCACUUCCCCUUCUCCCGCCCCAUCCCCACCACCAUCCUCCGGUCCCAAUGCCAUGAUCUACGAUAAUCUCGCUGAAUCCGUCAAAUCCAAGCUCAAACGCCUUGAAAACCCUAACCCUAAAUACCUAACUCACAACUCUCCUCAUCCUACCAUUGCAGAUCACACCUCUAUCCUCUCUUCUCCAGCUACCAAAAUCACUACCCUACCUAACGGUCUUCGGGUUGCCACCGAAUCACAGUUGGCUUCUCGUACUGCUACUGUUGGGGUUUGGAUUGAUGCUGGGUCUCGAUUUGAAAGUGACGAGACUAAUGGUACUGCUCAUUUCUUGGAGCAUAUGAUAUUUAAGGGUACUGAAAGAAGAUCUGCUAGACAACUUGAGGAAGAGAUUGAGAAUAUGGGUGGUCAUUUGAAUGCUUAUACUUCUAGAGAACAGACUACUUAUUUUGCUAAGGUUAUGGAUUCUGAUGUUCCUAAGGCGUUGGAUGUUUUGUCUGAUAUCUUGCAGAAUUCUACCUUUGAGGAGGCUAGAAUUAAUCGUGAACGUGAUGUUAUAUUGCGUGAAAUGGAAGAGGUUGAAGGUCAGACCGAAGAAGUGAUCUUUGAUCAUCUACAUGCUACGGCUUUCCAGUAUACACCUUUGGGUAGGACCAUUCUUGGAUCAGCUGAAAAUGUUAGAACAAUCACAAAAUCUCAUCUUCAGAAUUAUAUAGCCACACACUACACAGCUCCAAGAAUGGUCAUUGCUGCUUCUGGGGCUGUUAAACAUGAGGAUGUUGUUGAACAAGUUAAAAAAUAUUUUACCAAGCUGUCAACUGAUCCUACCACUGCUGGUCAAUUAGUGGCAAAGGAGCCGGCCACCUUCACUGGUUCUGAGGUCAGAAUGAUUGACGAUGAUAUUCCACUGGCUCAAUUUGCUGUUGCCUUCAAUGGAGCAUCAUACACAGAUCCAGAUUCAAUUGCUUUGAUGGUUAUCCAGUCAAUGUUGGGUUCUUGGAACAAAAAUGCUGGUGGUGGGAAGCACAUGGGAUCUGAGCUUGCACAAAGGGUUGGGAUUAAUGAAAUUGCUGAAAGCAUGAUGGCAUUUAACACUAACUACAAGGAUACCGGUUUAUUUGGUGUUUAUGCUGUUGCUAAGCCUGAUGGUUUGGAUGAUUUGGCAUGGGCAAUUAUGCAUGAAGUUAGCAAGUUGUGUUAUCGUGUUUCGGAAGCUGAUGUAACUCGUGCCUGUAAUCAGUUGAAGUCAUCACUGCUGCUACACAUUGAUGGAACAAGCCCAAUUGCUGAGGAUAUUGGCCGCCAGAAAAUUUCUUGACUCUCCUGUACAUUUUGGAGACAUGCUGCUGGAACUUGGUCUUGCUGAUGUGGCCUCACUAUUCUAGAAUAAGGAGAUUGUUUUGAAGUGACCCUUGGAAAACUGUCACAAUUGGCAACUAUAACAAAAGAGAACCUAUUUCGGACACGUAACCGAUUUCUUGAUUUAACAUACUUGGCCAGCACUUAUAGUAUGAUCAUUGAUGAUUUGUGUUCAUACCAAUGAAGUCUGAUGUAUUUUAAGAGUCUGUAAUGACUUGAUAUUUGGGGAUAAUGGUUUACGAAGGGGUAAGUAGGUAAUUACAAUAUUAGGAGUAACUUGGGGAAUAAGUUUGUUUUAAGUGGUAGUUUUCUUAUAAAUAAGAGGAAUGGGAGGCUCAUUGGUAUGUUGAAGAUUGUUAAACACUUGAUGGAUGGGUUUUACUCAUUUUAGGAGAUCUCUAGCUUCUCGAAUUGCUUUAUAUAUUUCAUUACAUUAUAAUCGUUCUUUAAUCAUCAAUUUGAUAGUAUACUUCAUCUUUUGUCAUUUUAUCAUUUCAAUUUCUAUUUUACUGUUUUCUUGAAAUUAUUAGUUCAUAGCAGAGUCCAGAUUUCAGACCUAUUAGGCAUAGCCUUAAUUUUAAAAUGCAUGGGGCACGCUGAAGCAUAGUGCAAAAUAUUAACCCCAUCCUCAUUGCGACUGCAUCAAAAAGGUUUUGACCGUUCGACAACUGUAAUAUAGGCUUAGACAACUGCAAAAACCAUUUACUAUGAAAGCCGUUUUGGUUACUUUGACCGAAAACAAAUUUACAAAAUAAUUUAAAUUAUAUAUUUUUAUUUUUGAUUUGGUGGCAAUUUUAUUUUUUUGAGUUAUCAAAUCAAAAUUAAAUGUUUAUAAUCAAAAUAUUCUAAUGUUCCAACCACAUACUCGUACAACCU